Messenger RNA from Arvicanthis niloticus (Nile rat), 531 nucleotides. Its product is annotated as ferritin heavy polypeptide-like 17E. NCBI's taxonomy places the organism in Eukaryota, Metazoa, Chordata, Mammalia, Rodentia, Muridae. The record is from RefSeq and is a predicted model, not a curated record. Gene Ontology annotation, cellular component: cytoplasm. Gene Ontology annotation, molecular function: ferrous iron binding; ferric iron binding. Gene Ontology annotation, biological process: iron ion transport; intracellular iron ion homeostasis.
AUGGCCGAAGCACCCUCACAAGUGCGACAGAACUAUGAUAGCUCCUGUGAGGAUGCAGUCAACACCCAUAUCCGGCUGCUGCUCUAUGCUUCCUAUGUGUACCUGUCUAUGGCCUUCUACUUUGACCGUGAUGACGUAGCCCUGGAGAAUUUCAAGCGUUUCUUCCUGAGCAAGUCACACAACUGCAAGGCCACUGUGGAGAUGUUCGUGUUCCUGCAGAAUAAGCGUGGUGGCCAUGCUAUUCUGCCCAGCAUCGCGAAACCAGACCGCAGCAGCUGGCAGGGGGGCCUCCAGGCCAUGGAAUGCUCCUUCUGCAUGGAGAUGACCAUCAACCAGAGCCUGCUCGACCUGCACAAGCUGGCCAAGGGAAAGGGUGAUGCUCACCUCUGCGACUUCCUGGAGCAGCACUGUCUGGAAGAGCAGGUCAGUGUCCUCAAGAAGAUGGGUGGCUACCUGACCAACCUGCGCCAGAUGGGGGCACCGGAGAAAGGCUUGGCCGAGUACCUCUUUGACAAGCUCAGCCUGCCCUGA